Messenger RNA from Eimeria necatrix, 1074 nucleotides. RefSeq lists its product as hypothetical. The coding region runs from base 1 to 1074 and encodes 357 amino acids. The transcript has a single exon. NCBI's taxonomy places the organism in Eukaryota, Apicomplexa, Conoidasida, Eucoccidiorida, Eimeriidae. The record is from RefSeq and is a predicted model, not a curated record.
AUGACUGAAGAGCAAUACCACAUUUUGCUGCAGCACUUGAGGGGCCUCGCGGGCCACUCAGGGCCUGCGCUAUUUCAAAUAGAGCAGCAGCAGCAGCAGCAGCAGCAGCAGCAGCAGCAGCAGCUGGAGCCGCAGCAGCGGAAGCAGGUCGAGGCUCUCUUGCAGGAGCAGCCAAUUAGCCUCCUCACGAAUGAGCAGCUAAAAGAAGCAGCACAGCUUUAUCUGCAGCAGCGAAUGGGGAUACAGCAGCAGCCUAUGCAGCAGCAGCAGCAGCAGCAGCAGCAGCAGCCUGUGUUCCAGCAGCAGCCUGCGCAGCAGCAGCAGCCUUCUUACCUUUCGUCGGCAGCAGCAGGACAACUGGCCAGCACGUUAGCGCAGACCCAGCAGCAGCAGCAGCAGCAACUGCAACAACAGCAGCUGCAGCAGCAGCAGCUGCAGCAACAGAGACUGCAGCAGCAGCAGCUGCAGCAGCACCAGCUGCAGCAGCAGCAGCUGCUGCAGCAACAACAAUUAAUUCAGCAGCAGCAGCUCCUGCAGCAGCAGCAGCAGCAGCAACUACAGCUUCAGCUGCAGCAGCAGCAGAACUCUCUGUCAUGGCAGCCGCAGCAGCAGCAGCAGCAGCUGGACCUGCAGCAGCAGCAGCAGCAGCAGCAGCAGCAGCAGCAGCCGAACCUGCAGCAGCAGACUAGUUCUGCGUCCGUGGGAGAAGCCAAAAAGCAGUGGGCCCCACGGCGCAGCGAGAGUUUGCUGCAGGCGCUGCAAGGAAGCCCUUCUGCUGCUGCAGCAGCAGCAGCAGCAGCAGCAGCAGCAAAGUUUGACCCCAUAGCUGAGCAGCACGGGGAGCUGCUGCCGAGGAGAAGCAGCAGCACGAAAGAAGAAAAAAGGAAGCAAAAAGAAAAAGAAACUUUUUCAAGAAGAAGUUCUCUGGCCAGAACCAACUCCAGCAUUUACCCUGCUGCUGCUGCUCCUGCUGCUGCUGCUGCUGCUGCUCCUGCUGCAGCAGCAGCGCAAAGCAGGAGAAGCACUUGGAGACAAAUCGGGUUUUCCAGACGCAAAAAAGGAGACGCAAAAUAA